Molecule: messenger RNA, 975 nt
Organism: Nicotiana tabacum (common tobacco)
Lineage: Eukaryota; Viridiplantae; Streptophyta; Magnoliopsida; Solanales; Solanaceae
Source: RefSeq, a predicted model, not a curated record
CUGGAUUUUUCAAUUAUGGUGACAAUGUUUAUGUGCAAUAGCAUUGAUGCAGUUUCAGAUCGAGAUUUUGUGCUGGAGCUUCUUUCUGCUAAUUCCAUCACUGCCGUCCAUCUCUCUCGCCUGGGCGAAGAAUGGGUAUUAUGGGCAUCUGAAGAAUUUGGCUUCUUGACCCCUAGUGAUUCUGUUUCCACUGGAAGCAGUAUAAUGCCUCAAAAGAAGAACCCAGACCCAAUGGAGCUUGUUCGUGGAAAAUCUGCUAGAGUCAUAGGGGACUUAGUUACACUUCUUGUGUUGUGCAAGGGACUUCCUCAUGCGUACAACCGGGAUUUGCAGGAAGAUAAGGAGCCCGUAUUUGACAGUGUCAAGACAAUAGUUGGGAUGCUCGAGGUCUCAGCAGAGUUUGCACAGAAUGUUGCCUUUAACCGAGAGAGAAUACAAAAGGCUCUACCGGCUGGUCAUCUUGAUGCCACUACACUAGCUGAUUACCUUGUGAAAAAGGGAAUACCUUUCAGAACUUCUCAUGACAUAGUUGGGAGGUCUGUCGCUUUGUGUGUUUCCAGAAACUGCGAGCUUCAAGACCUUAGCCUUGACGAGUUGAACAGUCUAAGUCCGGUAUUUGACAAGGAUGUCUACGAGUUUCUGGGGGUUGAAAAUUCAAUAAAGAAAUUCAGAUCAUAUGGCUCCACUGGUUCAGAAUGCGUUGCUGGUCAGCUUGAUUACUGGAUUGAUAAGCUUAAUAUCAGCAGAGAGAGUUAAUUUUGGAGAGCUCGUCGCAGCUUGUAAGAAUUUUGGAGGCCUUGGUCGAAGAGCGAUCAUAGCUACUGUUUCCCUAACAGAAUUUUGUAAUCUCACUAGAGAUGUAUUUAUGUGAUUAUCUUUCACUUGAAAUACUAGUAAUUGAGAGCAAGCAAAAAGAAUAUUGAAUUAUUGGAAAUCAGUAGAGAUAUAAAAAGAAAGUAGAAUUUUAUUACCGUA